Messenger RNA from Malus domestica (apple), 1702 nucleotides. Its product is annotated as WD-40 repeat-containing protein MSI4-like. Lineage: Eukaryota; Viridiplantae; Streptophyta; Magnoliopsida; Rosales; Rosaceae. Gene Ontology annotation, cellular component: nucleus. The record is from RefSeq and is a predicted model, not a curated record. Gene Ontology annotation, biological process: regulation of DNA-templated transcription; chromatin remodeling. Gene Ontology annotation, molecular function: histone binding; nucleosome binding.
CCGUGUAUAGUCGUAUUCGUCACCCCUUAAAAAAAACCAGGGGAGUGAGAGCGACCGAGUUUGAUAGAAUUGGCGGGAAAAGAAGAGACUCAGAGAGAGACGAAGGAGAUGAAAGGGAAAGCUACGGAGGCGUCGGUGAACGAUCGAUACACGCAGUGGAAGUCGCUGGUGCCGGUGCUCUACGACUGGCUCGUCAAUCACAACCUUGUUUGGCCUUCUCUCUCUUGCAGAUGGGGACCGCAGCUGGAGCAAGCCACUUACAAGAGUCGUCAGCGCCUUUUUCUUUCGGAACAGACUGAUGGCAGUGUUCCAAAUACACUUGUCAUUGCAAACUGUGAAGUUGUCAAACCCAGGGUUGCAGCUGCCGAGCACAUAUCACAGUUCAAUGAAGAAGCACGCUCUCCCUUUGUGAAAAAGUAUAAAACUAUUAUACAUCCCGGUGAGGUGAACAGAAUCAGGGAACUCCCUCAGAAUAGUAAGAUAGUGGCGACACACACUGACAGUCCUGAUGUUCUCAUUUGGGAUAUUGAGGCUCAACCUAAUCGCCAUGCUGUUCUGGGAGCUUCAGAUUCUCGUCCAGAUCUGCUAUUGACAGGGCAUCAAGAUAAUGCUGAAUUUGCUCUUGCCAUGUGCCCAUCUGAACCCUUUGUGCUCUCUGGAGGGAAGGAUAAAUCAGUGAUUUUGUGGAGUAUUCAUGAUCAUAUCUCAUCUUUAGCAUCAGAACCAGGAUCUGGAGGUGGCAGUGCUAAACAUUCUUCUAAGACUGGUGGGAGUAACGAUAAACUCAGAGACAGCCCUUCUGUUGAGCCACGGGGUGUCUAUAAAGGGCAUGAGGAUACUGUUGAGGAUGUGCAGUUCUGCCCAUCUAGUUCGCAGGAGUUCUGUAGUGUAGGCGAUGAUUCUUGCCUCAUACUAUGGGAUACAAGAGCUGGAUCUAGUUCAGCUGUCAAGGUUGAGAAAGCUCAUGAUGCUGACCUUCAUUGUGUUGAUUGGAAUCCACAUGACGUCAAUCUCAUACUUACAGGGUCCGCUGAUAAUACUAUUCGCUUGUUUGACCGCCGAUAUCUCACUUCUGGAGGAGUUGGAUCACCCGUUCAUACAUUUGAGGGCCACAAUGCAGCUGUCCUCUGUAUACAGUGGUCUCCUCACAAGGCAUCUGUUUUUGGAAGCUCUGCCGAGGAUGGCUUACUAAACAUCUGGGAUCAUGAAAAGGUUGGCAAGAAUGGAUCAAAGCCGUCAAAUGCUCCUCCAGGAUUGUUCUUUCGACAUGCUGGGCAUAGGGACAAGGUUGUUGACUUUCAUUGGAAUGCGUCUGAUCCGUGGACGAUAUCUAGCGUCUCUGAUGAUUGCGGAAGUACCGGAGGUGGUGGUACCCUCCAGAUAUGGCGGAUGAUUGAUUUGAUUUACAGGCCCGAGGAAGAGGUCCUCGCGGAGCUGGAUACGUUCAAAUCGCACCUAACAACGUGCCAGGCGUGAUGUCUCCUUUGUUUUCAAGAAAAUGUGAGACAAAACUAACCCCUCCUUCUGUAGUUUUCAAACCAGUCCGCUAAGACAGCGACUUCUGGUCAUCUAAUUUAGUCGGUAGUCCAAUCCUAUGAAACGAAAAGGAAAGCAGAACUUAUUGGUUGAUUGGUGCAGAAACCUAACCUUUCAAAAGGAGUAGCGUUUUUAAAAUCAUUAAAAUGUUCUCAUAUAACCAAAA